ACGUUAUAUCACCCUGGCUGGCUUGACGUUGAGCCAUGCAUUGUGGCUUUGCGUUUGGAUGAAACAUCUCAAAGUGUGCGUUGUCCUUGUCUUCUGUCACAGAGCCGAGGUGUCGCAGUCAGUCCGGUGCCAUCAGCCGGGCGCAGAGAGCACAGUGUCCGCUCCGCAGUGUCGCUGUCCUCGGACGUCAGGAACCACAAGGUCCCUCCUCUGAAUGACGGAUCCCCGGCAUGUGGAGCCGCUUUCUCCUUGGAUGACCUACACGCAACCUCUCGUAGUAGCAGCGGACGAGGGUUCGUUAAACACCUGCUGGUUCGGUAAAGAGCGUCUCUUGCAGGAUUCAGGCCGACCGUGGAGCAGCUGACCUGAAGAAUCACGCUGCAAACUUCUCGCCGGAGGACUGAGAGUGGAUCAAUGCACUCACCUGAUCGGUAAUAAGAGAGAGCAGUCUUUAAAAACACAGACACGACAGGAGAUCUAGGCGCUCACAUGAUGUACACAAUCACCAGAGGUCCCAGCAAACUUGUUACACAACGGAGGACAGGUCCCACACAGCAAAUCGAGAGCAAAUUCAGCGACUUGAAGCUCAAGCCGACGUCCUGGCUCUCAUCUAACUCUCCGCCCCCAAAGAUUGUGUUCAAUCGUCUGAACGGGAAGCGCUACCACGGAGCGGCCACACAGAAGGCCGCAAGCCCAGCAGAGGGAUUGACUCCUGCACAUGAAGAAAACGUCAGAUUUGUUUAUGAAGCAUGGCAGGAGGUGGAGCAGAAGCUGGGGGAUGGUGGGGAGUCAGCUAACAGCCAGGGGCCCAUUCAGUACACUGAGAAGGCUCCAGGUGCUGCGAUGAAGAACUUUGUUCCCAUAGACCUGGAAGAGUGGUGGGCUCAGCGCUUCCUUGCCAACAUUGCCAACCUGUCAUGACUGCGUGAGGCUCUGAGGCGAGACGGGAAGCAUCAAGUUGAUGCUUUACUGUGAUGGCAUCUCGAGGGUGAAGAGGAGGCGAGUAAGUCUCCAGGAUCUGUGAUGCAAAAGGGUUGUUCAUAAUUUGGAAUCUGAUUUGAGGCACUGUGCUUCACGCUGCUGUAGAGAAAACGGAGUGCACAACAUGAAACAACAGCGACCCGACUGUGAACUCUGACAGCCCUGACUUGAAGUUGUGCUGCUAUGAAGGACCCGUCUCUCUACAUUGAGGAUGUAUCAGAUAGAAGUUGUGAGAACCCUCUCAAGUGUCCUUGGCUGUAUGUACGUGUUGGCUGAUCUUUGGAUAUAAAUCUAUUGGGUCAAAAGAAGUAAAAUGUCUUGUGUGAUGAAAUUAUUAAUUAAUUAGGCCAUAUUUUACUGAAAGUAGUUUUUCCAUGAAACCUGACACGAUUGAAACAUUUAUUAUUCUGAUGAAUGAUAAUGAUGGUACCUUGCUGGAUUUUUUUUUAUGUGUGGUGACAGACCAUGCUUAAAAUUUAUUUCAUACAUAGAUAUGAAAGUGACUUCUCUAAAACAAAUUUUCUAUCGAUCACAGCAACAUUUAUUAUUUAAAACAAAAUAAUCAUAUUAACAAACCUGUCCUGAAGAAACAUUUGUAUUUUAACAAACCUUUAAUCAACAUGGUAAUUAAGUCAACUCUUGAGGAAUCAGCCUAGUGCCAUCUUUCCAACAACAACUACUUCUAAUUAAGUUAUUUUCAGACAGUUUAUUUUUUAAAGAAAGUUACUUUUACAUUAGUAUAGUAAUAUAUGAUAUUACAUACUGUUACCACUUACACUUGUAAUUCUUUAGUUUUAAAGUUAUUCUCAUUUCCAUAUUCACAUUACAGAAGCCAAAUAAAAUGUGCAUAAAAUGUACUAUACUAUAUAUAA
This is a messenger RNA of Anoplopoma fimbria (sablefish), 1853 nucleotides long. It is a transcript of the gene mcrip2, whose product is annotated as MAPK regulated corepressor interacting protein 2. The record is from RefSeq and is a predicted model, not a curated record. The transcript has 5 exons. Bases 490 to 921 code for a protein of 143 amino acids. NCBI's taxonomy places the organism in Eukaryota, Metazoa, Chordata, Actinopteri, Perciformes, Anoplopomatidae.